Gadus morhua (Atlantic cod) is the source of this 7240-nucleotide messenger RNA. RefSeq names its product sema domain, transmembrane domain (TM), and cytoplasmic domain, (semaphorin) 6A (gene sema6a). The record is from RefSeq and is a predicted model, not a curated record. Lineage: Eukaryota; Metazoa; Chordata; Actinopteri; Gadiformes; Gadidae. Gene Ontology annotation, biological process: positive regulation of neuron migration; neural crest cell migration; semaphorin-plexin signaling pathway. The transcript is spliced from 20 exons. The coding region runs from base 515 to 3625 and encodes 1036 amino acids. Gene Ontology annotation, molecular function: chemorepellent activity; semaphorin receptor binding. Gene Ontology annotation, cellular component: plasma membrane.
GCGUGUGUAGCGGGUGGAUGACAGCUGGGAUCGCAGCGCUGCUCCGCUUCAGUCCAGUCUCUAGUAAAGAAGCUUCGUCUCCAAACAGGAUGACCGUCGGCUUUCCAUGGAAGUGACUGCGCUCCGUAUAGCUACGAAACCAGAGGUCCGGGAAAGCUGCCUUCAGCUUUUUUUUUAACCCUAAGGGGAGUUUAAAUGAUACCACGGCGGGUAAUUCUUCCUUAGUCUGGAUUUUUCAGAUGGAUAUUUGGAUUUGAAGAGGUGUGAUUUGAGCGCGGCAUGAAACAGAGGAGCGCGAGAGGAAGCCUUGAGAGAAAAGUAUAGCGCUCGUCUUGUUAUUUUGAGAAGGGGGCAGUGCGGCUGAACUCCUCAUGGAUUACUGACAGACCCACAGCUACAACAACUCUACACGCGUACGACCAUCCAUGAACCGCAGUCUGAGGUGAAUCCAUACUAGUGGACCAAUAGCAGCGGCGGCAGCAGCAGCAGCAGCGGCAGCGGCCAGGGUUUGACCAUGAGGUCAGAGGCCUUGCUACUCUACUUCACGCUCCUGCAGCUAGCCGGGGCGGGCUUCCCCGAAGACACGGAACCCAUCAGCAUUUCACAUGACACAAAGCAGUAUCCAGCAUUUGUGGGCCACAAGCCCGGCAGGGACAACACGCAGAGACACCGACUAGACAUCCAGCUCCUCAUGAUCAUGGACAGGACCUUGUACAUCGCUGCCAGGGAUCACAUAUACACUGUGGACACAGAGACUGCCAACAGUGAGGAGAUCUAUUUCAGCAAGAAAUUGACAUGGAAAUCCAGGCAGGCUGAUGUGGACACCUGUAGGAUGAAGGGAAAACACAAGGACGAAUGCCACAACUUCAUCAAAGUCCUCCUAAAGCAAAACAACGACACCUUGUUUGUGUGCGGAACCAACGCCUUCAACCCCUCGUGUCGCAGCUACAAGAUGGACACGUUGGAGCCCCAAGGUGAGGAGAUCAGUGGAAUGGCGCGGUGCCCAUAUGACGCAAAGCACGCCAACGUAGCCCUGUUUGCCGAUGGCAAGCUCUACUCGGCCACGGUGACAGACUUCCUGGCCAUCGACGCCGUCAUCUAUCGUAGCCUGGGCGACAGCCCGACUCUGCGGACCGUCAAACACGACUCCAAGUGGCUGAAAGAGCCCAACUUCGUCCAGGCCGUCAAUUACGGAGACUUCAUCUACUUCUUCUUUCGGGAAAUAGCGAUGGAGUACAACACAAUGGGAAAGGUGGUGUUUCCGAGGGUGGCCAGGGUGUGUAAGAACGACCGCGGUGGCUCCCAGCGUGUCCUGGAGAAGCAGUGGACGUCCUUCCUCAAGACGCGCCUCAACUGCUCCAUCCCCGGGGACUCGCACUUCUACUUCAACAUCCUGCAGGCCGUCACCAACGUCAUCCACAUCAACGGGCGGGACGUCGUCAUGGCGACCUUCUCCACGCCCUACAACAGUAUUCCUGGGUCUGCGGUGUGUGCUUACGACAUGGCGGAGAUAGCCAACACCUUCACAGGCCGCUUCAAAGAGCAGAAAUCCCCUGACUCCACCUGGACACCUGUUCCUGAGGAGAGGGUUCCAAAGCCCAGACCCGGUUGCUGUGCCGGUACCAUGUCUGCAGAGAAGUACAAGCUCUCCAACGAGUUCCCCGAUGACACGCUCAACUUCGUGAAGAUGCAUCCUCUGAUGGACGAGGCGGUGCCUUCCAUCACCAACAGGCCCUGGUUCCUGAAGACCAUGGUCCGGUACCGUCUGACGCGCAUCGCCGUGGACAACGAGGCGGGCCCCUACAGCAACCAAACGGUGGUGUUCCUGGGAUCGGAGAGGGGCAUCAUCCUCAAGUUCUUGGCCAAGAUGGACAGCGGCUUCCUCAACGACAGCCUCUUUCUGGAGGAGCUCAACGUCUACAACCCCGAGAGGUGCAGCGUGGACGGCGUCGAAGACAAGCGCAUCAUCAGCAUCCAGGUAGACAGCAGGAGCCACGUGCUGUGGGUGGCCUUCACCUCCUGCGUGGUGAAGGUGCCGCUGUCCCGCUGCGAGCGACACGACAAAUGCAAGAAGUCCUGCAUUGCUUCCAGAGACCCUUACUGUGGAUGGGUACAGGAGGGCGCCUGCAGAGAAGUGUUCCUCAACACAAACAGAUCCAGCUUUGAGCAGGACGUGGAGCACGGCAACACAGAUGGCCUGGGAGACUGCCAAAAUUCCUUUGUGGCUCUGAAUGACAUUCAAUCGAGUUAUGAAGGUCAUGAGAGCUUGCCGCAUGGCCACCACCAUCAACACCACCACCACAACCACCACACCCUCCCCUUCCCCACCUCGGCCCUGCCCGAGGCCGCCGAGGGGCCCCUGGGCCGGAAGGACCCCCCCAUGAGCUCAGGCAAAGGGGAGGACCCCUACAUGGCGGUGCCCUCUCAGACUCUGCCAGAAGCCAAUGGUGUGAUCCGCGAGAGCUACCAGAAGGGGCGUAACCAGCUGGUACCUGUCACCCUCCUCGCAAUCGCCGUCAUCCUGGCCUUCGCCAUGGGCGCCAUUUUCUCCGGCAUCAUCGUGUACUGCGUGUGCGACCACCGCCGGCGCGACGUGGACCUGCCCGGCCGUAAAGAGAAGGACGGCCAUCACCUCCACUCCCGCCGCGGCUCCAUGAACAGCGUGACCAAGCUGACGGGCCUGUUCGAGACGCAGGCCAAAGACGGGCGUCCCGAGGCCAUCAUGACCCCGCUGAUGCACAACGGCAGGAUGGCGGCCAACGGGAAGAUGCUGAUCAAGGCGGACCAGCACCACCUGGACCUCUCGGCCCUACCCACGCCCGAGUCCACCCCCAUGCAGCCCCGCCGCAAGCCCAGCCGGGGCAGCCGCGAGUGGGAGAGGAACCAGAACCUGAUCAACGCCUGCACCAAGGACAUGGCCCCCAUCGGCUCCCACGUCAUCCCCACCGACCUGCCGCUCAGGGCCUCCCCGGGCCACAUCUCCAGCGUGGUGGUGCUGCCCCUGCGGGAGCACCAGCUGCAGCUCCAGUCCCACCUGCAGCAGCACCAGCAGGCCUACCAGCACGAGUACGUGGAGCAGCCCCACCGCGGCGGCGGCGGCGGCGACAUGGGCCUGGGCCACCACAACGCCACGGACGACCAGGGCGCCACCCUGGAGUACAACAAGAGCCCCCUGCACAACCUCAGCAUGGUGGACCCGGACGGGCUGCUGCCGCCCCGCGUGCCCCAGCGGGAGGCCUCGCUCACCGUGCCGCCGGCCGUGCCCCAGAUGGGCAAGCGUCUGGAGGUGCACUCCUCGGUGUACGGGCUGCGGAAGGGCUCGGGGUCCUCGGCGGCGUCCGCGGGGUCCUCCGGCCUCAAGAAGCACAACACCAACUCCUCCAACUCCUCCCACCUGUCGAGACACCACAGCUUCAACCGCGUGGAGACCCCGCCCCCGGCGCCGCAGAGGGUCGACUCCAUACACAUGACCGCGCAGGGCGUGUCCCUGUCGCGGCAGGCCGGCAUGAGCUCCUACGGUUCGCUGCCGAGGGCCGCCUUCAAGUAUCUGAAGCCCGACGUCCCUCCAAAGCCCUCCGUGGUGUCGCUGUCGACGAAGGGUAAGCCCAGUGACUCCUGUACAUAGUGGGUCAGACCGGCCGGUCCACGGCGGACGGAUGGAAGUGUCGGGAGGGGGGGGGGGGGGGGAAAGGUUGGAGAGAAAGGAAAAAACACAACAUGCAUCUCCUUCUAGUCCUUUGUUUUGUUGAUGUUCAGUCCAGUGGAAAAUGCAACACACUUUCUGAAGAAGACAUUUUUCCUUUUUUUUAUAAAUAUGUAAAUAUUAAUAUAAAUGGUUGUGUCGUCGUGGGUUGCUGUCAUCGAGUUCAGGCUCUGGCUGGCUCCCCCGGUCUCUCUGGAAACAUACACGGUAACUUUUGACUCCUCCCCCUCCCCUCCAAACAUCAGAAGAUGAGGCCCCGCCCCUACACUGUAUCUCAUCCAACACCGGUCCCCUUGUAGCAUCCGAGGCCGUGUUUCUGUGGACUCUGCUCUCCGUUCUUUGGGACUCGACAGAUGUAUUUCUGUUUUCCGUCCACCCGACGAGAGCACACAGAAAGACAAUGCCGAGACACGGACAGUCGUUGUUGUACAGUACCUCAAGAACUUGGAGGGGAGGGGGAUGGGGUUGAUGGCUGUUGGGAGAGAAAGGGGGAGGGUCGUAAGGAGGCCACUGGGAGACUGAAUCCAGACACUUGUGCUUGGGACUGGAAGGUUGACAGAAGGCCAGGAGUUUACGUAGGAAACUGUGAAAAGCCUCUCAGUGUUACAGCUCCACCGGAGGUCAGAGGCCUGACUCUGUGUGAUUGGACGCCCCGGAUGCCAGGAGAAUCCUCUACCAAACUGUUUUCUGAAUAACACAUGACUGUUAAUACUAAUAGCUUGUUGUAUUUAUUUUUUAUUAAGUGCUUUUGAAGAAAACAAAACGAAAAAAAGGACUGACUUUUUAGGCUCAGAGAAAUCGAAGAUAAGGACAAAGGGAGGAAUUCUUUUUAAUAUUGAUUAAUCAAGUGUGAAAAAAAACAACAAAUAUUUAAAGUCAUUAAACUGGAGUCAGGAGAUCUUUGUUGAUGUCUUCAGGUCCAUGAGUUCUUACUGUGGGCUCUGUGGAGGCGGGCUCAGCAGAUUAAGACAUAUGUUACCUCUGUACAGAGGAGAUAUUUAUUUCAACUGUGCCAGACAGGGACUUGUACCUUUGCGGACCAGAAUCUUGAUGUUGAUCUAGAUCAAUCAUACUAAAGAAGAAACUUCCUAAAAAAUCAAACAAAGUCAAACAACACAAAUACACACACACACACACACACACACACACACACACACACACACACACACACACACACACACACACACACACACACACACACACACACACGAACACACAAACACACACACACCCACACAAACACACACACAAAGCCCUUUCACUCAUCCAAUGAGCAUCCCCCAAUCAGCACUGUGGUUUUUCGCGCGGUUCGGUAACUGUCCUGAUUGGUUGCCAGCUCACUGAAUCAAAUCCUACUGUUGCAUGUUGCGAUGGAAAUGAAAAGCCAGCAGCAGCAGCAGUCAGGACAGUAUGGGCUACUGUGUCCACACACAAGGUAGAGAAGAAGAUGGCUCCUUCUUGAACCCAAUCUUCAUCUCAAGCAGCGACACAAAGACAAACAGGCAGCAACAAAAACAAUAACUGAAAAAAGGUUAAUUUUGAAUGCCUGUUUCUCUUCCACUUGUAAAUUUGUGCCUUACACCCUAAAGUAGUAAAGCUGUUUUACUUUUAUAGCUGUUUAAUCUGUCUCCUUGUAGUAUUUUUAUUUCUUUCUUACGUCAUAAUAUUUCCCUGGUUUGAUAAAAAAAGGCAAUUGAAGAAUGUAGGUGUUCUUGUUGUGAUUCUGGAUCUUAGACAGCACACACUCACUGUACUGAGAAGAAGGAAGAGGGGCAGUGAAGGAGGGACCCCUUUACACACACAUACACGCACACAUACUCACACACCAGACACACACAGACACACACAUACUCACACACACAUGUUGUGGUUCAUUUUGGAUUGUGCCAUCAAUACGCUUAAAGCAACCCUUUAUGUUGUGCUGACUGUCUAUGAUGAUGUAGUGAGUGUUUUUCUAUUUUACAAUUUUAAAAGUCCUGGUAUUGUUUGUUUUUUUCAUUUCUGUUUUUUUUAAUCUUUUGAUAUUUGUUUAAUUGGAGUGAUGGUUAACUGAAUAAAUGAAACAAUGAUGGUUUUUAACAGAGACGGCCCCAAUCCUGAAACAGGCCCUACUGGUGCUGAAUGCAAUAAAACAACAUGAACAUGAACAAAUAGAGGCCAAUUGCAUCCAUUAUAAAACCUAGAUGGUUCGAGUGUAUAGCAUACACUUGGCACUCAGACACAGGCUGGCUCCUGUGAGAACGUUUAAAAUCCACAAGGGAAUGAGCAGGUAUACGUCCGCAGAAUUUUUGUAGAAGAGUUCAAAAACAUUUCAAAGAGAUUUUAAAAAUUUCGAAAUUUCGAAAAACAGAGGUCUUAUAAACAGGUGGGAAAGUUUACCAAUUACCAAUCCAGCCCAUUUUUGCCUUUUUUUUUUCUUAAUGCAAUUUUCUAUUGUUACUCCCCCCCCCCCAUCUCCCCUUCUACCCCAACCCUCAACUACCACCACCCACCCACCCAACACUUAAAUCAACAGAGCACUCCCUUCGUGUUGUGUAUGUAGUGGAGCACAGUGGAGAAGAGUCGCCCAUCCGUAUGUGUUAACCCAACUAACAAAGCCUUCCUCAAACAUCCCAUGUACAUAGGCAGGGUGACGUUGCCUGCCAUGCAACAGUAUUAGGGGCUUAUGUCUAGAGGUGGAGGUGUGCAAAGUCUCCCCUCACCUCGUCGGGGGGCUCAGGUUUUCAGUCUGACACAGGAUUACCCAGUGUGUCAUGGAAGGAAGGGUCAUCGUUUGACCUUUGACUCUUUGUCCCACUUACUAUAGCAUCGCAGACUGCCUGCCGGGGCAUGACCAGGUACACUUUAGCCCCCCCCCCCCUGUACCUAAACCUCAACACCGCCAUGGUCCUCAGUCAUGCUGAUGUUUCAACCCAAGGUCGCUGGCACAGACUUGUUUUACGUUGUGUGCAACAAAUAAAUUAAACGGGAGGAAAAAAAUCGGGUCUUGGCGCCUUCUCAUGUCAACGGGAACGGGUCGUGUCCGUGCGGAAGGGGACCAUGGAAAAGCGCUUUUCAGGCGAGAAGGUGUGUUCCUGAUCGGAGAAGAUGGAUUAAAUGUAGUCUUGAUGAGUACGUUUCAAAUUUUGUGAAAGAGCAUCAAUCAUUUUGAAGAUUAGAGUUUGAAUUGGGCUCGACUGUGAAGGCUGUUGUGGCCAGUAAGGUUCUUUGGUGUGUGCCUUUUCUGUUUUUUAUCCUUGCUAUGAUACACUGCUACUAGAUACAAACGGAAUCAGACUAUCUCUGUCUCUCUUUGUCUCUCGCUCUUACUCUCUCUCUCUCUCUCGCUCUCACUUUCUCUCUCUCUGCGCUCAGAUACUCAACCUUUUGAACUUUGUAAGCUUGUAAAAUAUUGUGAUGUCACAAGGUUUUUUGUCCUCCCCUCUCCACGUCCUUAACAUCUGAAUCACAGCUUAAUGUAUGUUGUAAAGUUUAAAAAAAACUCUUUAAUUUAAUGCAAAAUGUAAUAAAUAAAAAAAAAUACAAAUAAAAACAAAA